AACCCGUGUCGUCAUAGAUGUUCAACUUGGUGUGUCUGCACUUGCCGUGACAGCCUGUUGUUUGGUGCCAUAACUGGCAGCAUUGGCGCCAGAAUAGAAAGUGGCACCGAGAGACGGCUCUGACAAGGGGUAGUCUAUGUAUUAAGGGUAAUCAGAGCAAGGGACAAAGUGCCAUAGUCCAGUGGUGCCCACAUUUUGAUCACUUGUCUGACCGGAGCUGCCCUCCUCAGGAGACCAUCUUAAUGAUCUAUGCAAUUUGCUGCCUCCGGAUUUACUAUGGAGGUGGUGAAGCUAGAGUUGUUGUGCAAGCAGCUUCACGAGGCUAAUGAUGGCGUUCAGCGGCAAGAAGCAGAAAAAGCUCUGGUGGAGUUUCAAUCUGGUCGAGGUGCUGCUACUCUGAGUCAGUGCCAGUUGCUCCUAGAUAGAGCUCAGUCAUCUUAUUCUCAAUAUUUGGCAGCUACCACACUAACCAAGCUUGUGUCAAGAAACCCGUGCACGCUGUCACUGCAGCAGAGAAUAGAUAUUCGAAAUUAUGUUCUGAAUUACUUGGCAACUCGUCCUAAACUUGUUCACUAUGUAACUCAAGGGUUAGUGGUGUUAUUUGGCCGCAUCACAAAGCUUGGCUGGUUUGAUGGUCUUGACAAGGAAAAAUGGGCAUUCAGAAAUGUUGUAGGUGAUGUAUCUCAGUUUCUUCAGGUAAGCGAGAUGAUGUACACAGUGUUGGUGCAGCUGCUUGCCCAGUUGACUGCUGAAAUGAACCAGAUCUCAGAGUCUGAUGCAAAUAAAUCUCUUACUAAACACCGCAAAAUUGCAAGCUCAUUCAGAGACACACAGCUUUAUGAUAUCUUCCAGCUUUCCUGUACACUCCUCAGGACUGCCUUAGAGAAUUCGAAGACCCUUAACUUCAGUGAUGAGAGUCAGCAUGGAUUAAUGACACAUCUUCUCCGGUUAGCUCUAAACUGCCUUACAUUUGACUUCAUUGGUACUUCUGUGGAUGAGAGCAGUGAUGAUUUGGGAACUGUUCAGAUUCCUACAGCAUGGAGACCUGCCUUUCUUGAUUUUUCUACAGUUCAACUUUUCUUCGACCUCUAUGCCUCCUUACCUGCUUCAUUGUCACCUGUGACAUUAUCAUGCUUGGUUCAAAUAGCCUCUGUGAGGCGAACACUUUUUAGCAAUGAGGAACGAGCGAAGUUUCUCUCUCAACUAGUCAAUGGUGUUAGGAAUAUACUACAAAAUCCACAGGGACUGAGUGAUCCCUCUAACUACCAUGAAUUCUGCCGAUUAUUGCUGCGACUGAAGAGCAACUAUCAGUUGGGUGAGCUUGUGACGGUUGAACAUUAUCCAGAUGCCAUCCAACUGAUAGCAAAGUUUACUGUAGAGUCCUUAAAUAUGUGGCAAUUUGCACCAAACAGCGUUCACUACUUACUCUCCUUAUGGCAACGCAUGGUUGGAUCUGUACCCUAUAUGAAGGCUACUGAACCACAUCUCUUAGAAACCUAUACACCAGAAGUUGUUCGUGCUUAUGUAUCUUCUCGGCUCGAGAGUGUGGGUGUGGUGCUUCGUGAAGGUUUGGAUGAUCCCCUAGAUGACGUUACAGUCAUUCAACAACAACUGGAUCAGUUGUCUACAAUAGGUCGGUGUGAGUAUGCAAAAACAUGUGCUUUGUUGGUGCAGCUGUUCGAGCAGACUGCUCAGCGUUACCAAGAGCUAAUAUCAACUCGCAUGAACAGUCGGUCACAGCAACACUCUAUGGAGGAAAUUGCGAUACUGGAAGGUCAGCUGACAUGGUUGGUGUACAUGAUUGGGUCUGCAAUUGGUGGUCGUGUAUCGUUCAACACAAGUGAUGAUCAUGAUGCAAUGGAUGGGGAACUAGUAUGUAGGAUUUUACAACUGAUGAAUUUGACUGACACAUACCUGCCACAAGGAGGCUGUGAACGGAGAGAAUUAGCUACAAUAUCAUUUUUUGAGCAGUUCCGGAAAAUUUACGUUGGAGACCAAGUUCACAAGACAUCCAAGUUCUAUCGGCGUCUUUCUGAAAUUCUUGGACUUAAUGAUGAGUCCAUGGUUUUAGCAGUAUUUGUUAGAAAAAUUAUUACCAACCUUAAAUAUUGGGGCCAUUGUGAACAAAUUUUGACACGCACUUUGACUCUGCUAUCAGACCUGUCCAUCAGUUAUAACAGUGUUCGUAAACUUGUCAAACUUGAGGAGGUGCAGUUCAUGCUCAAUAACCACACGAGAGAAUUCAGGGUGCUAAAACAGUCUGGCCCUCAAAAUAGUGAACAUUUCCCUUUCCUGGGAGUUGGUGUCUCAGUGCAGGAGAUGAGAAGUCGAACUUUGUUUUACACAUCUUUGGGAAGGUUGCUAAUGGUGGAACUGGGGGAGGAUGAGGAGAAGUUUACUCAGUUUAUGAUUCCUAUUACUAGUGCUUUUGACAGUGUAGGUAGACUGCUGGCACAAGCAGAAACUCCAAUGUUCCAGGCAGAAGAAGCGAAGAAAGGAUUAAUAGGCCUUGCAAGGGAUUUACGUGGCUUAGCAUAUGCAUUUAACACAAAGACAUCCUACAUGAUGCUGUUUGAUUGGAUAUACCCAACGUACACUGGUGUUCUGGUAAGAGGUGUUGAAAUUUGGAGUCAUGACCCUCAGGUUACCACCCCGGUACUCAAACUCUUUGCUGAGUUGGUACAAAAUAGAUCUCAAAGGCUCCAGUUUGAUGUCUCAUCGCCUAAUGGUAUCCUACUUUUCCGAGAGGCCAGCAAAGUCAUCUGUACAUAUGGUUCAAGAAUUCUGGCUCAAGGAGACAACAUUCCAAAAGAUCAGAUAUAUCCUAUGAGAUUGAAAGGUAUAAGCAUUUGCUUUUCAAUGCUCAAGGCAGCCUUGUGUGGCAACUACGUCAACUUUGGAGUCUUCCGCCUGUAUGGUGAUGAUGCCUUGGACUCUGCGUUGCACACAUUCGUUAAGCUGCUGUUGUCUAUACCACAAUCUGAUCUCUUGGUAUACCCAAAGUUGUCUCAGACAUAUUAUGUGCUGUUGGAGUGUCUUGCACAGGACCACAUGAAUUUCUUAUCUACCUUAGAACCCAGUGUAUUCCUGUAUGUCCUCUCCUCUAUAUCUGAAGGACUCUCAGCUAUAGACACAAUGGUCUGCAGUGGUUGCUGUGCAACUUUGGACCAUAUAGUCACUUACCUGUACAAACUUUUGCACCAGAAAAGUAAAAAAGGCACAGUAGACCUGGAGACUGAUGCCCUGGUUAAAGUUAUGAAACACCAGCCAUCCAUCCUCCAACAGAUGUUAGCCACGGUUCUCAACAUAAUCAUGUUUGAAGAUUGUAGAAACCAGUGGAGCAUGUCCCGUCCACUUCUACCACUCAUCCUUUUAAAUAAUGAGUAUUUUGGCCAACUGAGACAACAGAUCAUCAGCCAGCAAGCACCGGACAAACAAGGAGCAAUGGCACAGUGGUUUGACAGCCUUAUGGAAGGUAUUGAACCCAAUCUUCUCACCAAAAAUAGAGACAAAUUUACACAGAAUUUGUCAGUUUUCCGUCGUGAUAUAAAUGACUCUCUGAAGGGACCAGUAACUAGUAGUGGUGGAGGUAGUGGGAGUGAAAUGAUGACAUCGUGACGUCAACACUACCACCAAAAUGGUCUCCACUGCAACCCACACCAUAACACCAACUACCACCGUCGUCGCUGCUAUUCUCUCUCCACCACAACCACAUUUACUGAUUCUGCGAUGACUAACACUACCAUUAAUGUUAUGGCAGAUUCCAGUGGCAAUCAUUAUGCUCCUAUGUGGUUGACAUAGUUAUGACAUUAUGGAGUCACUUUGACUUUGCCAGUUUUGAAUCAUAUUUUGUAAUUAGGGAAGUUUUGCAAAUUAAAGGUUACUUUUUUGUACAGAAAUGACAAAUGGGACCUGACAAAACAAUAGUAGCAUUAUGUGUUUUUCUUAAUUUAGAAUCAUCACAGUCUCACCUAAGGAAUCCUAUAAUGUCUGUCCAUGGUAGAAAGUGUGGUAUAUCCAUGUGCAUCCUGACCUGAGCAAAUAUACUGUGCCUCCAGGUGCUUCACCAGGAAGAACAAUAGCCAGUGCUUGUGUAUUGAGCCACCUAUACUAAAUUUCCAGGUAUAAUGAAUGUACAUUUUCUCUUGAAUUCAUUUGCCUGUGAAAAUGGUAUGGGUUAUCACUUUAGGAAAGAGUACAGUGAUAUGUGAAGCAUAAAAUUAGCUUAAGAAAAAAAUGUACCCCUUUUAAAAAGUAAUCUUCAUGGGAGACUUAUUAGGUCAGCUAAGUCUUAGGAUAUGUGAGCAAAAGAUUGGUUAUGCAAGUCAUGCCAUCAGGAGAAGGAUGCAGUCAGAAGUAAAGUUUUAUUAAUUCUUUUGUUAAUUUUGGCUAUUUUAAGAGCAUAAUUUAAUUAUUGAUGUUUUAACAACUUAAAUAAUGUGUUUGUUAUGCAGAAACAAUGUCAGGAGGUGGUACAUUAGAUUAGCUUUCAUUUUUAAUUUGAAUUACUAGAUAAUGAGGAUGUCAUAAAAGUAAUCCUCUGUUAAAAUGGAUAUGUUUAACCACAGCAAGCUGGUUAGUGUUGCUUAAAGUAUAGAAUUGGUCAUUUUUAGCCAGUUCACCCAUCUCAUACAACAUCAGUGCUCGUGUUUCACAAUUUUCAUCUUGUCAUUAGAAAAAUUCACAUUUUUUCAAACCUGUAAAUUUGAUUUUAUGUACAUAAUCUAAAAGAAUUGUGCUAGAGUUCUCUUUUUACAUUGCUAGAAGUUAUUUGCAAGUUAGUGUAUACCUCAUUCACAGACUCUCCUGACCAGAUAUGCAAGAAUGUUUCAGUAAGAAUAUAGAGGUUUGCACUUUGCCAGGUCUUUCAAAUUAAAUGCGAGCCUCUUCAUAUACAAGGAGAGCAGAUGUAAGUACCUAUCAGCCAGUAUAUGUCCCAGCCCAUAUAUACUGAAGGAGACUUGUACAAUGUUUCUGUGAUGGAAUGACAUAUUGUUUAAAUAAAAGGACAAAGUUUA
This is a messenger RNA of Cherax quadricarinatus, 5018 nucleotides long. The record is from RefSeq and is a predicted model, not a curated record. Lineage: Eukaryota; Metazoa; Arthropoda; Malacostraca; Decapoda; Parastacidae.